Molecule: messenger RNA, 5888 nt
Organism: Micropterus dolomieu (smallmouth bass)
Lineage: Eukaryota; Metazoa; Chordata; Actinopteri; Centrarchiformes; Centrarchidae
Product: zinc finger and SCAN domain-containing protein 10-like
Exons: 2
Coding region: 442-3675 (1077 amino acids)
Biological process (GO): regulation of transcription by RNA polymerase II
Molecular function (GO): DNA-binding transcription factor activity, RNA polymerase II-specific; RNA polymerase II cis-regulatory region sequence-specific DNA binding
Source: RefSeq, a predicted model, not a curated record
UCAAGUGUACUUCCGGUGGCUAACAUGCUAACUUUUCCUUUCGUUACCGUAAGAUGCAGCCGGAGUUCAGCAGCAGAGCCUGCAUGUGAGGAUAAACGUGUUUAAGUGGACUCUGUUUAAACUUUCGGGAUGUUUCACCUCAGACUCAUCUCCUGUUAGCCAAGAAUGCUAAAGGAAGUUAGCUUGUUAGCAGGAAGUAGCCGGAGCCGGAGCUCGGCCUCACAGUCGGAGCAGCUUCCAUAGAGACCAAACUGUAUUUUUCACGGAGCCCAAAUGUCCAAAUGUCCAGAUAGAGCUGUCUGAAUAGACUCUGUGCUGUUCCCUUUAUCUGAACAUGUUUAACAUCUGAAUUAUCUCCCGGUGUCCUACGAAGCUAAUGCAGUUAGCUUAGCUUGCUAGCUGGAAACAGUCUGGAGGAAAAGCUGCUGUGAAUUAGUAAAAAUGUCUAAAGUGGAGAACGAGGAGGAACUUUGUGGACAACGCAAACUACUGGACGCUGUUUUCAAGCCUGGAGCAGACUUCCAGCUGCUGUUGGUGAGUAAAGAAGAGGCUCCCCCUGAGCAGCAGGAGUGGCGCCCCAGUCUGGACCAGGAGGACCCACCAGAGCCCCCGCACAUUAAAGAUGAGUGGAGCCCCAGUCUGGACCAGGAGGACCCACCAGAGCCCCCGCACAUUAAAGAUGAGUGGAGCCCCAGUCUGGACCAGGAGGACCCACCAGAGCCCCCGCACAUUAAAAAUGAGUGGAGCCCCAGUCUUGACCAGGAGGACCCACCAGAGCCCUUACACAUUAAGGAGGAGUGGAGCACCAGUCUGGACCAGGAGGACCCACCAGAGCCCUUACACAUUAAGGAGGAGUGGAGCCCCUGUCUGGACCAGGAGGACCCACCAGUGCCCCCACACAUUAAAGAGGAGAGGAGCCCCAGUCUGGACCAGGAGGACCCACCAGAGCCCCCACACAUUAAAGAGGAGAGGAGCCCCAGUCUGGACCAGGAGGACCCACCAGAGCCCCCACACAUUAAGGAGGAGUGGAGCCCCUGUCUGGACCAGGAGGACCCACCAGUGCCCCCACACAUUAAAGAGGAGAGGAGCCCCAGUCUGGACCAGGAGGACCCACCAGAGCCCCCACACAUUAAGGAGGAGUGGAGCCCCUGUCUGGACCAGGAGGACCCACCAGUGCCCCCACACAUUAAAGAGGAGAGGAGCCCCAGUCUGGACCAGGAGGACCCACCAGAGCCCUUACACAUUAAGGAGGAGUGGAGCCCCUGUCUGGACCAGGAGGACCCACCAGUGCCCCCACACAUUAAAGAGGAGAGGAGCCCCAGUCUGGACCAGGAGGACCCACCAGAGCCCCCACACAUUAAGGAGGAGGGGAGCCCCUGUCUGGACCAGGAGGACCCACCAGUGCCCCCACACAUUAAAGAGGAGAGGAGCCCCAGUCUGGACCAGGAGGACCCACCAGAGCCCCCACACAUUAAGGAGGAGUGGAGCCCCUGUCUGGACCAGGAGGACCCACCAGUGCCCCCACACAUUAAAGAGGAGAGGAGCCCCAGUCUGGACCAGGAGGACCCACCAGAGCCCCCACACAUUAAGGAGGAGUGGAGCCCCUGUCUGGACCAGGAGGACCCACCAGUGCCCCCACACAUUAAAGAGGAGAGGAGCCCCAGUCUGGACCAGGAGGACCCACCAGAGCCCCCACACAUUAAAGAGGAAGAGGAGAAACUCUGGACCAGUCAGGAGGGAGAGCAGCUUCAAGGGCUGGAGAAGGCUGAUAUCACCAAGUUCACAUUCACUCCUGUCCCAGUGAAGUGUGAAGAAGACGAUGAAGAGAAACAUCUGUCCUCACAGCUUCAUCAAAGAUUAACUGAACAGAUGGAAACAGAAGCUGAUGAAGAACCAGAACCAGGCAGGAAUUUGGAUCCAGACAGACAUUUACAACCCGAUACUGAUGACAAGACUUCUAACUCCUCAGAACCUGAGACAGAUGACAGUUGUGAUUGGGAGGAGACCUGGGAACCUCAGUCAGGUUCAACCCCUCUGCAAAAUAACAGACAUAAUACUGAUGAGAAAUUAUUUAGCUGCUCUGAGUGUGGUAAACGAUUCAGCCGGAACUCAAAUUUGAAGAGACACAUGAGCAUCCACACAGGGGGGAAACCAUUCAGUUGCUCUGUUUGCAGUAAAACAUUUUCACGACAUGUGUAUCUGAUAAACCACAUGGUGCUCCACACAAGGGAGAAACGAUACAACUGCACUGUUUGUGGCAAACGAUUCACUUGGCCUUAUCAGCUCAAAAACCAUCAGUGUGUUGGUUGUCAGUCCUCAGAGCUUCAUCACAGACAAACUGAAGAGAACAGAGAUACAGAGCAUUUGAAAACAGAAGCUGAUGGAGAGGACUGUGGAGGACCAGAACCAGCCAAAGACUCCGAUCCAGAUAGACAUUUACAACCAGAUACUCAUGACAAGACGUCAGACUCUGAACCUGAGACUGAUGACAGUUGUGGUUGGCAGGAGACCAGGGAACCUCAGUCAGCUUCAAACCUUCUGAAAAAUAACAGACAUAAUACUGGUGAGAAGUCGUUUAGCUGCUCUGAGUGUGGUAAACUGUUCAGUCGAAACUCAGAUCUGAAGAGACAUACGAGAAUCCACACAGGAGAGAAACCAUUUAACUGCUCAUUUUGCAGUAAAAAAUUUAUACAAAAGGUUUAUCUGACAAACCACAUAGCACUCCACACUGGAAAGAAACGAUACAGCUGCAGUGUUUGUGGCAGAGGAUUCACUUGGCCUUAUCAGCUCAAAAAACAUUGGUCUCUUUGUCAUCAGCCCUCAGAGCAUCAAAGACUAACUGAACAGAUGGAAACAAAAAGUGAUGGAGAGGACUGUGGAGCACCAGAACCAGCCAGGAACUCAGAUCCAGACAGACAUUUACAACCCGAUACUCAUGACAAGACGUCAGACUCCUCUGAACCUGAGGCAGAUGACAGUUGUGAUUGGGAGGAGACCAGGGAACCUCAGUCAGGUUCAAACUCUCUGCAAAACAAUGAAGUACCUGGAAUUGAUGUGGAAUUUAAUACUGGAAAAACAUCAAGUAGCUUCUCUGAAUGUGCUACAAGCUCUAGCCACAGAGGACAUCUGCAGGAACACAAUGGACUCCAAACAGGAGAGAAACCAUUUAGUUGUUCAGUUUGUAAUAAAAGAUACUUAGAGAAGAACUCUUUAGCAAAUCAUAUGAGACUUCAUUCAAAAGGGAAACAUUUCAGCUGUUCAGAUUGUAAAAAAACAUAUCAAUGGAGGGUAGAGUUUCUGAGGCACAUGAGAACCCACACGGGCGAGAAACCCUUUAGUUGUUCUGUCUGCGGUAAAGGAUUUUCACAAAAGGAACAUCUGAGACAACAUAUGAGAAUCCACACAGGGGAGAAACCCUUAAGUUGUUCAGUUUGUGGUAGAAGAUUUGCACGAAGCUCAAAUUUGAUCUCACACUUACGAAUUCAUACAGGAGAAAAACCUUUCACAUGCUCAGUUUGUGAAGCAAAUUUCAGUCACAGAAGUGCUUUGUCCAGACACACUAGAAUCCACACAGGGGAGAAACCCUUUAGUUGUUCAGUUUGUUAUAAAAGGUUCACUCGGCUCAGUCUUCUCAAAAAGCACAAAUGUGCUGGUGAGAGCAAUGAAAGUAAAUGAAGCUGCAGAGAUGUUUGUUGGAUCUACACUAGUUCAAUUCCAUUUAUUUAUAUAGCGCACAACAGUUAUCUCAUUGCAUUUUUCAUAUAGAGCAGGUCUACACUCUAUAUUAUUGUGAUAUUCUUUACAGAGACUCAACAGUCCCCAUCGUGAGUAAGCACUUGGCAACAGUGAUAAUGAAAACUUUCUUUUAACAGGCAGAAACCUCACACACAACCUAGACAUAGGGUGGAUGGCCAUCUGCCUUGAACGCCUGCAUUUAGAGAGAAGGGGGUGUUAGAGGGUCCACAUUAUGCCUGUCAACCCAUAGCAGCACAUAAAAGGUCUGCGUGUCCUUUAAAUCCAGCUUUAUUCAGCUAACUGUCCGGAUAUCAACCUGGCCAUCUGUUCCCGGGAGGCUGCAGCUCACACUGACUGACCGUAAGGCUGAGAAAGUGACUGUGGGGUAGUGCUGAAUGAUUAAUUGCAUUUGCAAUAAUAUCGUGAACGAGAUUGUGUAAUCACAAAUGCUGCGAUUAUGGUCACAUGACGCGGAAGUCCAGCAGUCUGCAGAGGAAGCAUCAACUUCGCACGUUAUGCUGCACCGUGACUUGUUGUACAAUGUCCGCAGGAUUGACAGAAGCUGAUACUGCAGAAGCUUUAGUGUCAAACAUACACGCCACCCGCAGGUGAAAUGCACAACAGAAAGAUACUUGUAGUACAGUUAGCGUAUUAUGGCGGUCGGCACAUGCGCCUGCAUGAAUUGAACCUUAAACUGAUUUUUUUUGUUUGCUGGGAUCCAGAAAAGAGUUUUUUGUUGAGAUAUGGACUCAUGUUGAGAUUCAAACUGAGACGACGACUCAUUAAUUAAUUGUAGAAUAGUGGGUUUUGUAAUAAGCACUUACUGUAACGUCAUAAUGCACUCUGUUGAUCUGGUUUUUCUUGUGGUCUGUAGUUACGCCUACCUGAUGAUAUUAUUUAUUGCAAUGACUUGACUCUCAAAUUAUUAUAAUUUGAACUACUUCUCCAGCAUUGCUCAUAAUGCACUGUCACUGCUUUUUUUUUUUUUAGCUUGCUGUGUUCUGUGUGUGCUGAUAAUUCAAUGAGUUGCUGGCUGUAAAUCAUAAAGUGUAUUUUGUCAGACUGAGACAAUGACUGGCACCUCGUUUAAAUACCAGCGACUGCUGCAUAAAAGCUGGAUUUGGUUUCUCUCUCCUGGGAUGCAUUUCCCUCUGCUAUUACAACAUUUUGCUCGCCGUAAGCCAAAAAAUCUCCAGGCAGUAAGUCCUGUCCUGUGCUGGGCAACAGGAGAAUCCAAAUUCUGGACAUGGGAAUGGAAAGGAUAAAAAAUGUGUAGCAUUACUGGAACAAAAUCUCUGAACAACCUUAAUUGUAAUCGAGUAGUGACAAAACCUUCAGGACUUUAGAACAGACACUACCAACCCCUUUAAACGAGCCUUAUUGAGACAGAUGGUUCAAUAAAAUGCAGAAGAGACUAUUGUUUAAGGACUGUAUUGUUUGAAAGGAUUUAUUCCUAAAAGGGAGUUUUUCUUGCUACUGUUGCCAGGUGCUUGCUCAUGGUGAGUAAAUAAUAUUACAAAGACUACGGUGUAGACCUGCUCUAUAUAAAAAGUGGCGCUAUAUAAAUAAAAUUGAAUUGAUUCCAGGGGUUGAAUCAUAGUUAUUAAAAGAUGUUUGAUGUGUUGUUGGGUUAUUAAUGUGAACUGUCGGGAUGGUGGCCUUCAGUUGGCUUCUGUUUCUGCUCUUUUAUCUGUAAGAAGAAAUGCCCUGUUAUUUAUCUGCAGAUUGACCCAUUUGUUUCUGGUAAUUUUGGUCCUGUGUCUGUGUUGAUCAGGUGCAGCUUGUUUAAUUUCAUGAUAAAAUAAUGUCACAUUUUGUAGGAACCAGAACUGAACAAUGGGAAACGUCUAUGUCUUCAUUUAUUAAUUUAGAUAUUUUAUACGUUCUAUGCUUUAUUUAUUCAUUUGGACACUUUAUACUUUCUAUAUUUUGUUUAUUUUAACCUGUGUUGUCACAGUAGCACAUUUUCCAGCAUAAGAAAAACUAUUCUGAUAUUUUACAAAACUACUAAUGGUAAUAUGUAAAAAUACUCAAUCGUAAGUGAAAGCCCUGUAUUUGAAGUUGAAUUCGGUCUUGACCCGGUUUCUCCCACUCUGUGAGAUGGUAAUAAGUUUGUGGUAACUUGAUUAAAGGCUCAUUUUGUUGAAACCUGG